AUGGCAAACCUGUCGACUACCGGAACAUCACUGGUGCUGCUGUGGAGUCUGUGCUACUGCCUGUUAGGUGCAUUCGCGAUAUCAGAUAUCAAUGUCGCUGUGGGGAAGACGGCGUUCCAAACAAGCACCCAUAACAGGACGGAUGGGGUCGCCAGCCUUGCCGUAGACGGGAGCACCUACACCUACAUGAACGGCAGCAAUCAGACCUGUACACUCACACAGGAGGAGGCUGAUCCUAGCUGGUGGGUGGACCUCGGCCGAUCGUAUUUGAUUGACAGAGUGGUCAUCGUCAACCAGAUGGACUGUUGUUCGGAACGACUCAACCCCUUCAACAUCCACAUCGGGGAUUCCGACCAGGUCAGCACGAACCCCAGGUGUGGAGGUGACCAUCAAAUCGACAUUACGAAGCCGGCCAUUGUUAUCCCGUGUCGGUGGAUGGCGGGACGGUAUGUGGGGGUACGUCUGACUGGUCCCUCCCGAAUCCUGACACUGUGCGAAGUCCAGGUUAUUACAGAUAUUAAUGUCGCUGUGGGGAAGACGGCGUUCCAAACAAGCACCCAUAACGGGACGGAUGGUGUCGCCAGCCUUGCCGUAGACGGGAGCACCUACACCUACAUGAACGGCAGCAAUCAGACCUGUACACUCACACAGGAGGAGGCUGAUCCUAGCUGGUGGGUGGACCUCGGCCGAUCGUAUUUGAUUGACAGAGUGGUCAUCGUCAACCGGAUGGACUGUUGUUCGGAACGACUCAACCCCUUCAACAUCCACAUCGGGGAUUCCGACCAGGUCAGCACGAACCCCAGGUGUGGAGGUGACCAUCAAAUCGACAUUACGAAGCCGGCCAUUGUUAUCCCGUGUCGGUGGAUGGCAGGACGGUAUGUGGGGGUACGUCUGACUGGUCCCUCCCGAAUCCUGACACUGUGCGAAGUCCAGGUUAUUACAGAAUAUUGCCAGGUGGGGGAUGGGGCAUCCUACCGAGAAACGGUCUCUGUGACCAGGACAGGCAAGACGUGUCAACGCUGGGACAGGCAGCUCCCACAUUCACACGACAAGACGCCUGAUAACUACCCGUCAUCCGGACUGGAGGAGAACUACUGCCGGAAUCCGGACGGGGAAUCCGGAGUUUGGUGCUACACCACGAAUGCUUUACAACGUUGGGAGCUGUGUGACGUACCGGUCUGUGAAGCUCGUAAGUGGCGUGAAGAUUUGCGCUGCGGAAAGGACUACCUUGUUGAACACGGUAAACCUGCUGAAUGUGACCCCGGCAGUCAUUACCCAUGCUGCUCCUCGAAAAAUCACUGUGGCAGCACUGCAGCCGACUGUGACUGUCUGGAUUGUGUCAACUACAGGGACACAUUGUCAGGAAUUUGUGCAAAUGGAAACGUCAUUGACAAGACCCAGAUUUGUGAUGAUACAGACGACUGUGGAGACAAUACAGACGAACAACAAAACUGUUCUCUUUCUGCGUGUGACAAUGGCGGCCUGUUUCACCCGCAUACUCGAUGUGACGGCAGAGAUGACUGUGGAGACAACAGUGAUGAGAAGAACUGUGGCUGUUACUACCUACGGGACAAAGGGUCAAGCUACAGGGGCCGUGAAAACCAACUAGAGUCCUGUCAGUUCUGGACAUCUCAGAACCCCCACGCCCAUAACCACACUCCUGAGGCCUACCCGUCAGCAGGGCUGGAGCGGAACUACUGUAGGAACCCGGACGGGAAGGACAGGCCGUGGUGCUACAUUGACAACCCCCUCAUCAGGUGGAUGUACUGCGACAAGGUCUUCCCCUGUGAUGCCGUACCAACAAGCUGCUUCUUCACUUACGAUAAGGGCAGGAGCUACGCAGGGAACGUAAAAAGGGCAGGAGACCGUUUGUGUCAGAGAUGGGACUCCCAGUCCCCCCACAGCCAUCCCCACACACCGCAGGCUCAUUCUGGUGCGGGGCUGGAGGAAAACUUCUGCCGUAACCCUGACAACAAGGACCGGCCCUGGUGCUACACCACGGACCCGACACUGAGGUGGGACUACUGUAACGUGACCGAAUGUGAUGUUCGAACACCAUCUGAUCAUGACCAGGAGAAGUGGAAAUGCCUGUCGGGAUACUACGGGGGAAGAUCUUAUUGGCUGGUGGCUGACUGCCCUGACGACUUGACAGACGACGUCACAACAGAUCAGUGUUUAAAAGAAGCUGACCCUUACAACCCGGACUCGUGCCGACCAUUCUCGUCUGUAAGUCACGGCCCAAGUCUUCCUCUCCAAAACUGCAGCAGACCCAUUCUGAAUUUCACGUCCGAGGAGUUCCAAGUCCUUCCCAAUGGUAGCGUCCGCCUGUUGAGUUCUAACGGAACAUGCCCAGCUGAACAGGUGGUCAUUCUGAACACAUCAGCAUCAAUCUGUGGGGACUGCCUUCUGUGGUAUUUUUCGAACGACACGCUCCAAACAACCUGGGAUGCUACCAAGAGUUGGCUAACCCUAGGUCUUGUGUCAGCGUCUGACAUAGCUGUGGCUAGUUUCGUGUUCUACACUUACAAGUCGGGCCAGUGGAAGAAAGUCCCGGAAAAGCUGAAGGUGCAGAUGAUGACAUGCAUGGCAGUUGCUGUUACCCAGUUUGUGGCACGUGUGUUUAUCCCCCCUGGGCCCGUCUGUACAGUGUAUGCAAUACUGCUGCACUACUUUAUGCUGACGGCCUUCACAUCCAUGAACGUGCUAGCUGUAGAUAUCUUCCUUACAUUUCAUGAGGAUUUAGAAAGAGCGGAACUGUACAAGUACAUCUUGUACACUUGGCUGGUGCCGGUGCCUGUAGUCCUUGUCACAGUGAUUGUGGAGUUCGGCAGUUCUGUCAGGGUGGGUUAUGGAGAGCAGUGUUGGAUCGGUAAUCCAACAGCCAGUCUGGUGGCUUUUGGUGUUCCUGUCUUCUGUGCCCUUAUGAUCAAUGGUGUCUUCACCAUUCUUGUGUUGCUGGCCUUACAGAAGUCCUUUCAGAUAGCCAACGCUGCUUUGCCACGCUCGGAGAUGAGCAAGAUCUGGGUCUACAUUCGUGUCUUGUUUCUGGCCGGGUUCACCUGGAUUUUGGGCUUCAUUUUUCCUUUCGUCAAGAGCGAAGUUCUCGAGUACAUCUUUAUUGUGCUGAAUGCUUCCCAAGGCCUUCUGAUGACCAUGUUUAUGACACUGACGGGGGAGGUGUUGGAGAAAUGGAAGUCUGCAAUCAUGGCACGCUUUGGUCUGGCUGAAGCUCAUCAGGACAAUGGACAAACCACCACCACCACUCAUAUCCGGCAGACAACCGGAGGGAAGACUGAGGUAACGGCAGGUGGAACAGGCUCUGCUAUAGAGAUACCCAUGACUAUUAUGGCCGAUGAAGAGGAGGACAGGGCACGCCAUCGUCCGCGUAAGCCUCGUCAGAAGAAGGGACGAAACGCGCCUGCCGGCAACAAGCCUACCACCGUAGGGGGAACUGAGGCAAAGUCGGAUGAGACUGACACUGCAGGCUACGUGCAGGCCCUCGCAGGUGAAGUUGGGGCUACAGCAAGCGGCACUGGCGUUGCCACUGAGAUUAUACCCAUGAAAACAUUCGUCAAUGCUGAAGAAAAUAAGGAUGAAAACAGUGCUUCAGAUCGAGAUGAGAAUGAGACCAGUUUCUGA
Messenger RNA from Branchiostoma belcheri (Belcher's lancelet), 3639 nucleotides. RefSeq lists its product as uncharacterized. The coding region runs from base 1 to 3639 and encodes 1212 amino acids. Gene Ontology annotation, molecular function: G protein-coupled receptor activity; protein binding. Lineage: Eukaryota; Metazoa; Chordata; Leptocardii; Amphioxiformes; Branchiostomatidae. Gene Ontology annotation, cellular component: membrane. Gene Ontology annotation, biological process: cell surface receptor signaling pathway; G protein-coupled receptor signaling pathway. The record is from RefSeq and is a predicted model, not a curated record. The transcript has 15 exons.